UAUUUGAAUUAAUUGACCACCUAUGUGCAAAUAAUAUACAACACAAACUAAAUGAUGGUAAUAUGAUACCGGCGCUGGGCUACGGGACCUGGCUAUUAGCACCGGACAGGAAAACCAAAACUGGGAACAGUAGUCAAGCGGAUGCUAUAGAAGCCAUCAAAAAGGCCGUUACGGUUGGGUACCGACACAUCGACAGCGCCUACAUGUAUGACACGGAGAAAGCUAUCGGUGCGGCACUGAAAGAGCUGUUCAGCUCAUGUAUGGUUGACCGGGAAGACCUGUUUAUCGUCACAAAAGUGUGGAAUAAUUUUCAUAGCAGGGAACGGGCGAUCGAGAGCAUAAAACUAUCGCUACAGGACCUGGGCAUUAAACACGUAGACCUGGCACUAGUGCACUGGUCUACUGGCGUAAAGGAUGGUGAUGAUUUACACCCGACCUACACAAAUGGAUCUGUUAUACCCAGGACCUGGGACAGGGAUGUGACAUAUUUGGAGGCAUAUAAGGGACUGGAAGAUGCACGCAAUGCCGGUUUGGUUAAGUCGAUAGGAGUUUCCAAUUUUAAUGAACACCAAUUGACUGAACUUAUAAAACAUUCACAAAUUAAGCCUGCUGUUAAUCAGAUCGAGGUGCAUCCACAUUUUAAUCAACAAAAACUAAUUGACUUUUGUCGCGGAAAUAACAUUACAGUCACGGCUUAUAUGCCUUUAGGAAACCGAGCACUGGUAGGUGAGCCGGUACUUAAUGCAAUUGCUGACAAGUAUCGUAAGAGUGUGGCACAGGUAGUCAUAAAGUGGCACUUACAGAGGGGACUCGUGGCUAUACCUAAAAGUGGACAAGGUCAACAUAUUGAUGAAAAUUUUGACGUAUUCAAUUUUGAGAUAAAUGACCAGGAUAUGUCGAAUAUUAAUACCAUUGCUCAGGAACCCAGGAUCAAUAAAAUUCCACCAUAUCGCAAUCACCCUGAUUAUCCAUUUUUAGAUUUAAUGGAAAGCAAAAUA
Molecule: messenger RNA, 998 nt
Organism: Oppiella nova
Lineage: Eukaryota; Metazoa; Arthropoda; Arachnida; Sarcoptiformes; Oppiidae
Source: the annotation of a GenBank genome assembly